AUGGCUUCUGCAACCACGCCUCUAAUCAAUCCAUUUGAAUGUUGUGCCUCUUCUGUUUCAAGAACUGCAUUUCAUCCUUCCAAACCCUCAAACCCAUUCAUCUGCCUGCACUCUUCUAAGCCUGCUAAAUACGCCCGUCUAUCAUUUUCUUCCACUUCCUCCCAAAAAUUCAAGAUUUUGCCAUAUAGUGUGGUCCCACUUGUAGCACAAACCUCGGACUGGGCUCAACAAGAGGAAGAGGAAGAAAAUCAGGAAGAUGGGUUGGGAUGGGAAGGUGCUGGGGACAUAGAGGCUAGUGGCGCUGGUUCUUUUUCUUGGGAAGGUGAAAGUCAGCGAGAGGAGAAUGUGGAUGGUGGAAGUGUGGAGAGUGAAGAUUCCAUUUCUGAGCCUCCUGAGGAGGCCAAGCUUUUUGUUGGAAAUUUGCCUUAUGAUGUUGACAGUGAACAAUUGGCUCAGCUUUUUGAUCAAGCUGGAGUCGUGGAAAUUGUAGAGGUAAUUUAUAAUAGAGAAACAGAUCAAAGUCGUGGCUUCGGAUUCGUGACAAUGAGUACGGUGGAAGAAGCAGAGAAGGCUGUGGAGAUGUUCAAUAGUUAUGAUAUAAAUGGAAGGCUUUUAACUGUAAAUAAGGCUGCUCCUAGAGGUUCACGACCAGAAAGGACUCCCAGAGCAUUCGAGCCUUCCUUCAGAGUUUAUGUUGGUAAUCUACCAUGGCAAGUGGAUAAAGCUCGAUUGGAGCAGGUAUUCAGCGAGCAUGGCAAGGUGGUUGAUGCAAAGGUAGUAUUUGAUCGGGAGAGUGGUCGUUCACGUGGAUUUGGUUUCGUGACAAUGUCAAGCGAGACAGAAUUGAAUGACGCUAUAGCUGCCCUUGAUGGACAGAAUUUGGAUGGAAGGGCGAUUCGAGUGAAUGUUGCUGAGGAAAGACCAAGGCGGAGCUUCUUUUGA
Fraxinus pennsylvanica is the source of this 942-nucleotide messenger RNA. Lineage: Eukaryota; Viridiplantae; Streptophyta; Magnoliopsida; Lamiales; Oleaceae. The record is from the annotation of a GenBank genome assembly.